Molecule: messenger RNA, 2266 nt
Organism: Gasterosteus aculeatus aculeatus (three-spined stickleback)
Lineage: Eukaryota; Metazoa; Chordata; Actinopteri; Perciformes; Gasterosteidae
Source: RefSeq, a predicted model, not a curated record
AUGGCUGUCUAUUCUUUAUGGACAAGCUACAUAGAUAAAGGAGAAAAACACGUAAGGGGAAAGUUUGUCAGGUUUCAUCAUGUCACUUUCUGGGUCGGCAAUGCCAAACAGGUCAAGAUGGGGGAACACUUGAUGAAGCACGGAGACGGAGUCAAAGACAUCGGCUUUCAGGUGGAGGACUGCGACUUUUUAAUCAAGACGGCUAAAGAGCGCGGAGCUGUAAUUGUCAGGGAACCCUGGGAGGAGCGGGACGGCCAGGGGUGGGUCAAGUAUGCUGUGGUUCAAACGUAUGGAGAUACUACGCACACACUCAUUGAGUACCUCAGCCCCUACAAAGGCCUUUUCCUGCCGGGCUACAAAGAGCCUCUGUUUAGGGAUCCUCUGUUAGCUACGCUACCACCAGCAGGUUUAAACUUCAUUGAUCACCUGGUGGGAAACCAGCCAGAUGACCACAUGGUCCCAAUUUCCGACUGGUACCAAAAGUGUUCGCUGUUCCAUUGGUUCUGGUCCAUAGACGACAAGCAGAUCCACACACAGUACAGUUCACUGAGGUCCAUCAAGAUGCCCAUUAAUAAACCUGCAAGGGGGGAAAAAUCACAAAUCCAGGAAUACGUGGACUACAACGGAGGACCAGGUGUUCAGCACAUCGCUCUCAACACAUCAGACAUUAUUCAGGCAGUAGUGAACCUGCGCGCCCGAGGGAUGGAGUUCCUUUCAGCGCCCAACAUGUACUACAACGCACUGCGGCAGAACCUUAAAACCGCCAAGAUCAAGGUCAAGGAGGACCUUGACCGUUUACAGGAAUUGAAAAUCCUCCUUGAUUUUGAUGACAAGGGCUACCUCCUUCAAAUCUUCACCAAACCCGUCCAGGACCGACCAACCCUUUUCCUAGAGGCCAUUCAGCACAACAACCACUCUGGCUUAGGGGCAGGAAACUUCAAAUCUCUGUUUGAGGCUAUCGAGAAGGACCAAGAGGCCAGGGGCAACCUCACUGUGCUGACACCCAAAGGGCAGUCCAAAGCCUUCAACUGAUCCUCCAGCUGCUGCUGCCAAGCCACGCUUCUACUGCUGUACACGGCUGUACAUGUCAGGAGCAAUCAACAACCUGGUGUAUCAAACACAAACUGAAUGCCUUCAUGUGACAAGCUGCAAGUGCUGAUAUGCUGAUAUGCAGGUAUGCUUACCUGCACGCCGUAUUACUGAAUGAAGAAAUACCCAACCUACUUUAAUCAUCAGACUACUUUAAUCAUUACAUAAAUCUUUCUUACUGAAAUGUAUGACUUUUAAGAUUAAGAUCAUUGUGUACUCUGUACAAUGCCAGUCGAAAUGUAUUAGUAGAUAAAAAGGCGCAGCUCCAUUCGAUCCUUUGCUUUAUCUUUUCGUUUGGUAGCGCAGUGCACUACUUUUUUAGAUCAAAAUAUUAGAACAUUUACAGCUCUUAAACAGUGACGCACAACACAAAGAACUCUUUUAACUCCUCACUUGUGUUAAAUGCUCUUUAGAUUUGACAAAAAAUGAUAAUCACAUAUCACGGCUAUGACCGGAGAGGUUCGGUUACAAUACAAAAAUAAAUAAAAGACAUUGCAGGGGUGAAUAUCGUGCGUGGUAAUAUUCAUUUGUUUUUUAUGAGCAAUCUAAGUAGAAUUUAAGUAAGGACAAAAAAACACAUCAGACAAGGUAAAAGGGUCAUUUUAGACCAUGUGGCAUUGAAACCAAGCCGGACCGGAGUUUAUUACCAUGUACCAUGUUUAUUAUGUUUUUUUUACUGUACAUAAGUAUCUGAUUCCAAACUUUGUAGAGUAACCUUGUGUGAACUAUUCCUUAUAAAUGACACUAGCAAACGCAACACAUUUGACUUCCUGAGUUCUCCGGAUUCUCCAGCAAAACAAAUGUCUUUUGCACAGACGUUGUAUUUCAAAAUAAUUUAUUUGCAUAUAAUUGGAAUGAAGACAGGUUGAUACAUCUGUGAUGGCACUGAUCAGUUUCCAUAUAGAAACAUUUGGUCUUUAGAGAGACCACUCUUUCAAACCUGGACAAAAUGGAUAAAUAUAUUAGUAAAUAAAUAUAUUAGUGACAUGUCACUAUAUUGAAAUGUUCUAUUAUAUAUAAAAUACAACACUAUUUCAUUUCUGUUUUUUUUUUUGUUCUUGUUUUGUACUCAAAGUAUCCAAAAUAUACUGACAUAUCCCUUAAUGUUCUGGAGGGAUUUUAGACUCAUAAAAAGGCAGUUUCAGCUCAUUAUUCUUGCAAAACAAAACAAAACAAA